Molecule: messenger RNA, 2173 nt
Organism: Pseudophryne corroboree (corroboree frog)
Lineage: Eukaryota; Metazoa; Chordata; Amphibia; Anura; Myobatrachidae
Gene: SHBG
Product: sex hormone binding globulin
Exons: 8
Coding region: 45-1289 (414 amino acids)
Source: RefSeq, a predicted model, not a curated record
ACCGUGAGCAUGUGACAGACAUUCACACUCACAACAUCUCUACAAUGAGACUUCUCAGCUGUGUGCUCAUUCCUGUCAUCCUAUUCUUGCUAUGCCAUGGAGAUUUUACAGCAGGAAAUCCAUUAUCUCACCCCAACCAGGAUCACACAGGACAGGUCACCUGUUUAGCUGGAAAGCCGGUGAGAUCCACAGACAGCCUGUACCUGGGGAAUGGAGAUGCACAGAAUGUUCUGCUCCUGGAAUUCCAACUCUCCGACUUAACGAGUAAUCUUUCCUCCUUUGAUUUCCGGACUUUCGAUUCAGAAGGCAUAAUUUUCUAUGGAGAUGUUGGGAAAGAUAACUGGUUUGUACUGGCAGUCCGGGAGCAGCGCCUGGAGGUACAGAUGAGUAACGGACAUGGACAAAUGGUUCUCUCAAAGUGGGGGCCAAAUGUGAGCGAUGGUAAAUGGAGGAAGGUGACUGUAGACAGUUCUAUUAACACUAUCGAUGUGAGAGUGGAUGGGGAGGUCGUGGUGAUGUUGACGCAUCACGUGAAUAAUGAACUUGUGACUCAGGUCGACUCAAGACUCCGCAUCAUCCUGGGUGCUCUUCCAGGGGACAUCAGUGUGCAGCUUCUCAGGCCGUUGCUUCCUGCUUUGGAUGGGUGUAUGCGUAACUGGGCCUGGGUGAAAAAGAACACACAAGCUCUAGAUAAUGCAAUGGAGAUGGAUGAGAACCGAAGAUGCUUUACAAACGAGGAGCCAGGUGCUUUCUUUCCUGCCCACGGCUAUGCCAUCUUCAGACCGGCCUUGUUCCCAUCAAAGGACAGUAAGCCCUGGGGUCUAUCCGUUCAGCUCUCAUUCCGAGUACUAGAGGAUGGCGGGAUUCUGCUGGGCUUCUAUGGAGCAAAGAAUGUCACCACACUGACCAUAACCUUGGACUGGGAGAAGCAGGUUCUAACAGUCUCUCUAUUGGGCAAACUGGAACAUUCUCUGAAGUUACCACCUGGUAUAUGUCUUGGAACCUGGCAUACUGUGGAUCUUAUGAUCCAGUCACAUCAGCUUGUUCUAAGCAUGGCGGAGUUAGCAUCUUCCUCUGGCAUUCUUCCUGCAGACUUUGAGGCCCUGGAAGACAUGUGGCUACAUCCUGAUGCACUCAUUUCUGUUGGUGGCAUUGGAGAACAAGCUGAACUUGGAGUACGAUUCUCAGGUUGUCUGAAGAUAAUUCUGCAAGGCGCCGCUGUAGAGCUGGAUACAGCCCAGUACAUACACCCCAGUGUUCGCAGACACAGUUGCCCUUUGGCUAUAUAGCUAAGAACCUGAAACCUGGCAUUGGAGAACGUCAUGUUACAUUUACUAGAGCUUUGGUUCCAUUGCUAGUCUUUAUAUAGUGACCCGAGUCUAAAUGUUCAGGUAUUGGGAGUGUCCUCGGAAAGCACAUGAGCUUUCAGACACUUUUAUUAAGGCUUUAUUUUUGCUUGAGCAUCAAUACUGUUCAUAGCUAACCUACUAACAGCCCACUAGUAAUGCACAACCCUAGACAGCCAUUAGAUGUAACAUUUGCUAAUGUAAGGCAGGGGUGUAAUUCAUGGACUUCUGUGAGGUUUCCUAAAUCUAUUUCAGUGGCCCCCUGGUUGUCAAAUGUACAGUUAUUAUGUAAUGCACCUCGUUUGGGGCCCCAGAACAGUGGCACACGAACGCUUCAGGUCCAAAUGAAAAACAAGCAGAAGAAUGUAUUAGGACCACAAUACACAGUGGUUUGGGUUGAUGGGUGUUACUGUUUAAUCUGUUUCUACAGUAUAUACUAUACAUCAAAUGAAUGAUUAAUGUCUUCAAAUAUACAAUUUUUUGGAAUUCUUGGCAUAGCAUCCUGCUGUAUAUUCACAGCAUUGUCAGGCUGUAUGUCAGAGACAUAGGGGUAAAUGUAAUAGGUGGGAGAAGCCGGAGAUGUGGGAGUUUGUCCUAGAAGGGCCGUAUUUUUAAAGCGACUAUCAUUUAGAGGGCAAAACCACCCUGGCUUUGUAUUGUAAAUGAUUAAAGCUUUAAAAAUACAGACAUUCCUGGACAACCUCCCACACCUCUGGCUUCUGGCACUCUAAUAUAUUUACCCCAUGAGACAUUAAAGCAGAAUAUUGGUGUUUUCCAUUAAUGUGGCAUUAUAGAGGAAUAAUAAAUACUGUACAUUUUGUUUCCAA